Molecule: messenger RNA, 1107 nt
Organism: Brachypodium distachyon (stiff brome)
Lineage: Eukaryota; Viridiplantae; Streptophyta; Magnoliopsida; Poales; Poaceae
Exons: 5
Coding region: 82-816 (244 amino acids)
Biological process (GO): protein polyubiquitination; SCF-dependent proteasomal ubiquitin-dependent protein catabolic process
Cellular component (GO): SCF ubiquitin ligase complex
Molecular function (GO): protein binding
Source: RefSeq, a predicted model, not a curated record
CGCAAGCUUAACUGCAGUUAAACGUAGCAACACAGUCACGGAGCCAUCAGAAUCAGAGAGGGAAGAAAGGGGGAUAUCGAAAUGGAGCGCUCGCCGUCGCCGGAGGGGAGGUGGGGCGACCUCCCCGAGGACAUCGCCAUCGCCGUCGCAUCUCGCCUCCAGGAGGCCGACGUGUGCGCCCUUGGCGGCUGCUCGCGAUCCUGGCGCAGUGCCUGCGACGCCGACUUCGUGUGGGAGGGCCUCUUCCGCCGCCGCUGGCCGGUCACCGCGGCGACAGUGGUUGCCGGGGGAAGGGCAGGGGCUUCCAGUGUGCAGGGCUGGAAAGCUCUCUACAUUAACCAUCACGGAAGAACUGCUGUUGCUAUCUCUAGGGUUAUUGAAUUUGUGGAGAGCAGCACACAUAACGGGUCUCUUGAAGCUGAAUAUUAUCUGAAAGCUAUUGCUGAUCUGGCAUUGAUGAAGGAUAUUGGUUUUGUCAAUGUCCAGUUUUUCUUGCUUUCAAGAAAUCGCAGUGCAAUAAUAAAUCUAAUUGGAUUGCACUACUCCAUUGCAUGUUUGCAUAUACUGAUGCAUUUUUUUUUUCAGCCAAAUGAAGUGGACAAAGCACUUCAAGCUUCUCAGAUAGCAGAAAGGAAAGUGUGUGUCAGCUUGCUCAAGCUCGGUAGGUGGUUCUAUGGUUUCCGCUUGCCUGAUGAUUAUGAGUCGACCAAAAUUUCAUUGAGUGGGCUCACCAGUGCUGAGGGGGCAAAAGUUCUUGUCAUUCUUAACCGUGGUGCUGUUCAUGAGGUAUUUCGUCUCCAGAGGAUAAAAUAUUAGAGAACACGAUGGCCAAAGGUGAAAGUAACCAAGGAAAACUAUUUUUAAUAUGUGGUGGAACCAUCAAUGGGAAGUCCAUGAUGUGACUAAAAAUUAUGAAUUGUACUGAAAUGCCUGGAUCACCAAUUCACCGCAUCAAAUUUUAUGCCAUUUCAAAUGUUCCUUUCUUAUACUCUGUUUACGACAAAAGAUUUGGAGCUCAUGGUUAAGGUUAUGGCACUGGGAUAGCUGGUUAACUUGUCAACAAAGGUCACAAUUCUGAUAUGGUUACAUGCUGAUAAUUUUCUUGAA